UACCAUGGUACUGAAUGAUUGCCACAUUCAUGUACCAAUGCAUUUUAAUUGUGCUCCAAGUAUUUUUCAAAGAAUAUUAUGGUACUACCAUGGCACCAUGUCCAAAAAACAUGGCAGGCCUACUAUCAUGGUAGCCUACUAUUUUGAGUGUAUAGGCGCCUGCAGCAUUCUUUGGGCAUCGAUUUGGUCAUCAUUAUCAAAAGUGCUGCACGCCCCCAUGAUGCCCAAAAUCGUUGUAGGCUAUAUACAGUUCACUAGGUUUUUAGACACAGCCGUUGUCUGCGCGUAUACUCUUCUCAACGCGCUUUGCCACCCAAAAUCAGGAUCGCAUUUGGUUUUUGCCCCCACUUUUUUGUCUCCCAGACUGCAUCAGUUGAUCCUCCGCCCAUCAGCCUACGUCUUUCUCUCUCUCUCACUCAACUCUUGUAUCUCUUUUUGUCAAUAAAACUCCAGUGUCUCUCCCGCACCUCUCUCCGCUCGCAGCGCGAAUAGUCUGCUCUCUCCUGUCUUGAGUUCAAGAAUUACUUUAUCCAAAAACAUGUUGUGGAAAUCACGGACAAAGACAGAACCUUAUUGCUUACAGGACCGUGCCGACGGGCUGUCGAGCUCCUCUCCGAGCGGCCGUCUCUCUCAGCUUUCCUCGCUAAACCAGGCUGCCUAUUCCUCGGCUCCCCCUCUCUGCCACGCUCCGGCCUCUGACUUCCAGCCACCCUACUUUCCACCUCCAUACCCCCAAUCCUCUCUCUCUUACUCCCAGAGUCAAGACACUGGAUAUCCGCACUUAACGGAUCCCUAUCCGUCCAUCAACUCUCUCCAUCAGCACCAGCAGGCAGCGUGGCACUCUCAGCGCUCGCGCUCGGAGGACGCGGGGCUUCUGUCUCAGUCACACCGGGCGCUGGGUUUAGACCCGCGGCGGGAGUAUCCGGGCGUACCGCGGCUGCUCCAUCAUCAUGGACUGGGUGAAGGAGCAGCUGGGCUGGGAGAAGGCCCUCUGGGAAUGCACACAGUGGGUCAUCACGGUCUGGACGACAUUCAAGGUAUGGAAGAAGCGUCAGCUUUGGGAAUCCUGGACCAUUCUGUUAUUAAGAAAGUUCCUGUCCCUUCUAAGUUAAAUGGCUCAGUGGUCUCUGCCUUGUCCUUCACUAAAGAUGGACUUGGCUUGGGUGGUGUGUCCAACCCUGCGGAAGUUUUCUGCUCUGUUCCUGGUCGCCUGUCCCUCCUUAGCUCCACCUCCAAGUACAAGGUCACAGUCGGAGAGGUGCAGAGACGCCUGGCCCCACCUGAAUGCCUCAAUGCCUCGCUGCUUGGAGGAGUCCUGCGCAGAGCCAAAUCAAAAAAUGGAGGCCGCUGUCUGCGAGAACGUCUGGAGAAGAUCGGUCUCAAUCUGCCCGCCGGUCGCCGGAAGGCAGCCAAUGUCACACUCCUCACAGCUCUGGUGGAAGGUGAGGCAGUUCACCUCGCACGGGACUUUGGAUAUGUGUGCGAGACAGAGUUUCCUGCCCGGGCCACAGCAGAAUAUCUGUGCAGACAGACAGACCCAGAUCAGUUGCCCACACGACACAGUAUGCUGCUGGCCACAAAGGAGAUUUGCAAGGAGUUUGUGGACCUGAUGUCACAGGACAGGUCGCCGUUGGGUGGUAGUCGCCCCACCCCCUGCUUGGAGCCUGGGGUGCAGAGCAGCCUGACCCACUUCAGUCUCCUCACCCAUGGUUUCGGCACUCCCGCCAUCUGCGCUGCCCUGUCAGCCUUCCAGAGUUACUUGCUAGAGGCCCUAAAACUGCUGGAUAAAGGAGAGGGAGGAGGGAAGGGCCACCACGACAAAGAACUGAAGCACCGUAAAUGAACAAUUCGGAGAGAGACAGUCCUCCCUCACUUUUAGGAGUGUAUGAGCGUAUUUAUGUGUAUGAAUGUGUGCUUUUCUGGGCUCAUUUAUCAGUCCUCCACAAGAUUUCGAGACACAAGCUUGUAUGGACUAGUUUUAUUUGUCUGAUGAAAUCUGGGGUCUCUUGAGAGCUGCAGAAAAUGCCACAAUUCUUGAUACGUGCCACAUGUGGACAACAAACUCCCUCUGGAUCUUUGGUUACGAGAUGACUGACUUGUACGAGGCCUACAUGGGGUCUCUGUGUGUUCUCUGGAGACUGCAGCCCAGAAACCAAUCAAAUGAAAAGAAAGAUGGGACAGACAAUUAAGAAUGGGGGUGGUAAAGUAAAUUAGGUUUUGACAAAUUAAUUUGAAAAUUUCAUUUUGUACUUCAUGUUGUAUGUUUAUUAUCAAUGUUACUGUUAUUCUUAUUGCUGUAUUGCAAUGUAAAUGUAAUAUAUUAUUAAAGCAAAACAAACAAAUGUA
Molecule: messenger RNA, 2346 nt
Organism: Myxocyprinus asiaticus (Chinese sucker)
Lineage: Eukaryota; Metazoa; Chordata; Actinopteri; Cypriniformes; Catostomidae
Product: transcription factor AP-2-epsilon-like
Exons: 7
Coding region: 539-1843 (434 amino acids)
Biological process (GO): anatomical structure development; regulation of transcription by RNA polymerase II; regulation of cell population proliferation
Cellular component (GO): nucleus
Molecular function (GO): RNA polymerase II transcription regulatory region sequence-specific DNA binding; DNA-binding transcription factor activity, RNA polymerase II-specific
Source: RefSeq, a predicted model, not a curated record